CAACUGAAGAUCCAGAGAGAGGGAAGCAGAUCUGGCAACGCUAAGCUGAGCCACCCCACCCGACCCCCUGGUCCCGAAGGGCAGCCCCUCCCCCAGCCAAGAUGUCCCAGCUGUCUGUCAAGGAACAUCUGGACGGGAUUCUCUCUGACUUUGAAGCCCUAAAGAGGUCGUUUGAUAUGGAAGAUGCGGAAGACGUCCCGGCAUUCUCUCCUUCCUCCCCGCCCCGGUCCCCUCUCGGUCCCAGCCUGCCCGGCGUCAUCCUAGCUGCCGGCAACGGGGAAGGGAGGCGAGGGGGCGGCCCCAUCCAGCCCGGCUACCAGUCCCUCCUCAGCCUCAGCUCCGACCCCAGCCCGGCUCAGAGCCCCGUCCUCAAGACCAGGAUCAGCAGCAGUCUCUCGUUCAACCGAGGCACCGUCCACCUGGCUCGGGCCAACGGGAGCCACCUCACCCGGGUCUCCUCAUUCCAAACCCGCCUGAACCCCAAUGGGUUCUCCUCGUCCUUGGGGCCGGGCAGCGACAACGAGAGCCUCCACAGCUCUUCCUCCAGCUUGGAGUGCCCGACGCCCGUCAAAGGCCUUCCGAACGCCACCCCGCCGUCCGAGUCCCCUGGCAUCGGAGUCUCCCAGCUCCCCAGUCCCACGCUGAAGAAGUUCUUCUCGCACGGCAGCGUCUUCCACACUGAGGCAGACCUGCCCGUCCAGCCAGUCUCCAGGGCGACCCCCAAUCGCGGCUCGUUGCCAUCACUUGACCUGCACAUUGCCGAAGACCCCGCCCUCUGCCCGACCCCGAGCACUGACCCGGCUGCCAAGCAGAGCUCCGGUGACCAAAACUGCAUUGCCCCUCUGUCAAAGACCAACACGUUUGCGACGAAGGAUUCCCCCACCCCACCCUUGGAGAUCGGCCAGUUGGCACACGUGACCCCUCCUGCCCCGGCCGCCAGGCAGACGGCCAAGUUGCAGAAGUUCCCCAUCAGCUUGGAUGGCUUGAUUGAGAAGAUGCCCGAGGGCUCCAUUCUGGCACCCGUGCCCGACUCGGCACCCAAGCCUUUGCCGAGGGCACAGAUCCACGUCAACCUCAGUGCCAGCCCUGGCUUGUCCCGGCAACCGGCAGAGAUAACCAAGGAGGAUAGAGCUGUUCUCAUGGGUGCUGGUUUCCCAUCACCCUCUUCGGGACGUUUUCUGGGAACAGCAAGUUCGGCAUCCUCUCCUCAGGCGACUCUCUUCCAACUCGUCCCGCCACCUCAGGUAGGGCAAGUGGCUUGCCAGCCGUCCUUUCUCGGGCCCCCACCAAUCUGGCCUACUCAAGGGACCCCAGCCACAGCCGGCCCAAGAGAACACGGCAGCGCCACGGCUAAGAGGAUCGACUCCAUCCCCAGCCAAGAGGGGUCCCGACGUCGGACUACAGCACCCGCUUCUUGUGCUAAGGAAGAUCCCCUCGCAUGGGCAAACAGAUCUCUGGAGGCCUCUUCUGAGAAGAAGGGAUCGCAAGGGAAGGCCUUGUUGAAGGAAGACAGCAGCCUGGAGCCUUUGUGGAUUAGCAUGGAAGACCAGCCGGCUCGAGGGACGCCACCCCGGGACGCCCCUGCCCCUGGAGCUGGGGACCGGGAGCUGUUUGGCUAUGUGGGGAUCGAGGCAGUCCUGGACCAGAUGCGGAUCAAGACCAUGAAGACGGGGUUUGAGUUCAACAUCAUGGUCGUAGGACAGAGCGGCCUGGGCAAGUCGACCAUGGUGAACACUCUCUUCAAAUCCAAGGUGAGCCGCAAGUCCUGCCCGGGUUACGAGGAACGCAUCCCGAAGACGGUGCAGCUCCUCUCUGUCACCCACGUCAUCGAAGAGAAGGGUGUGAAGCUGAAGCUGACGGUGACGGACACUCCAGGAUUCGGGGAUCAGAUUAACAAUCAAAACUGCUGGGAGCCGAUCCUUGAGUACAUCAAUGAGCAAUAUGAGCGCUACUUGAGAGAAGAGAUUCUCAUCAACCGCAAGAGGAAAAUCCCCGACACUCGCGUACACGCCUGCGUGUAUUUCGUGCCGCCCACGGGUCACUGGCUGCGUCCCUUGGACCUGGAGUUCAUGAGGCGGCUGAACAAGAUCACCAACAUGGUCCCCGUCAUUGCCAAAGCGGACACCCUGACCCUGGAGGAGCGGGCAGAGUUCAAACAAAGGAUCCAAAAGGACCUGAAGGCUCACGGCAUCCACGUUUACCCCCAGGAGGACUUUGACAACGACUCCGACGACAGGCUUUUGAAUGACAAGAUACGGGAGAAAAUCCCUUUUGCCGUGGUGGGAGCGGACAAGGAGCAUCAGGUGAACGGGAAGAAAGUCUUGGGCCGCAAGACCAAGUGGGGGAUCGUUGAAGUGGAGAACCCCGCCCACUGCGAGUUUCCUUUGCUGCGGGACCUCUUAAUUCGGUCUCACCUCCAGGACCUCAAAGACAUCACCCACAAUGUGCAUUACGAGCAGUACCGCAUGUACCGCCUCCACGAGAGCAACCAGCCGGCCAAGGGCGGUGAGCAGUUGAGCUCGGUCAAUGGGGAGCCGGAAAGCCACCUUUGAACUGCGGGGGCAGCGCCGCCUCCCUUCCCGCUCUGCUGCCUCGU
Messenger RNA from Euleptes europaea (tarantolino), 2596 nucleotides. RefSeq names its product septin 12 (gene SEPTIN12). Gene Ontology annotation, biological process: cytoskeleton-dependent cytokinesis. The coding region runs from base 102 to 2552 and encodes 816 amino acids. NCBI's taxonomy places the organism in Eukaryota, Metazoa, Chordata, Lepidosauria, Squamata, Sphaerodactylidae. Gene Ontology annotation, cellular component: cell division site; septin complex; microtubule cytoskeleton. The record is from RefSeq and is a predicted model, not a curated record. Gene Ontology annotation, molecular function: GTP binding; molecular adaptor activity; GTPase activity. The transcript is spliced from 11 exons.